CCCAGCCUCACAUACACUCUUCGUUGGAUUUAAACUCGUCCGUCACCUCCUCUUGGACAUCUCCCUACUACCAUGUACCAGAACACAAUUGUGAAUUCCACCAAUUUUCAUGUGGUCACCUUAUCUACACAGAUAUACGUCUUACUCCCACGGCUUGUUCAAUUGGUCGACUCGUUUACGAGGAUCAACCGCUCCCUGCUCCUGUGUGUCGACCGAGGCACGACGUACACCAGACCUCCACAAAUUUGACUUCGGUUUCUAGAAUCGAAAAAAUCACUUGCUUGAUUCCCCAUAGGAUACCAGAAUGCCAUCGAUUAUUCCAACGAAUCAGUCGAGAUCCCCACCUUGGGCCAUUCUCAAGCGCUUUUCGCUCUGCACAGCGACCUCGCACCAGGGCCAAGCCUAAAAGCGAAUUCUGCUUGAGCAUGCGUUUCCUCCUCUAAACUUGUCCGACCGAGAUAUGCGAGGUCUCGGAGAAGUCGGCCGGUGAAGGGGGGCCAUCGAUAGAGAGUGACCAAUACAAAAGACUGGGGUACGAACUGCGGAGGGAGGGUUAUAUUCCGUUGGCAUUUCUUUCGUGCAGUGUCUGAACAUUGGACAACACAAUUUUCCGAAAACUCAUGACCGAAUCCGCCACCGCAUCACGUAAUGGACCACGUCCACUCGUCAACAUCGUAACGCCUGUGGGCAUGUUGGGUUACGGUCUCAAAGAACAAGAAACGGCGCAAGCAAUUGUAGACGUAUACCGAAAUGGCGCACUGACCGCCAUCGUCCUCGAUUCGGGCUCAACCGACAGCGGGCCAGAGAAGUUAGCUCUGGGAACUAUGUCAGCCCCUCGCUCCAAUUAUGUUAAGGAUCUGACGCAUCUGUUGCGGCUGGGCAAGCUUUACAAAGUCCCAGUCAUUUUUGGAAGUGCUGGAGGCGAUGGAAGCGACGACCACGUAAGAGAAAUGAUAAAAAUCAUUGAAGAGAUCGCGGAGGAAAAGGGGAACGAGCAGUAUAACAUCAAAACAGUGGCCAUAUUUUCCAACAUCGAUAAAAACUAUGUCCACGAGAAACUACGCAAUGGCGCCGUAUCAGGCUGUGGGGCUCCAGUACCGCCGCUGAAUCCCGAAGAUAUCGACCUCGCACCUCGGAUUUGCUCACAAAUGGGCCCCGAACCCUUCUACGAUGCCAUGGUUGCUAAUCCGGGCUUUGACGUGAUAGCGGGCGGUCGCGCUUACGAUCCCGCCCCUUAUGUAGCGUACGCAGCCUACGCGACUAAAACGAACUUCCAAGACACAAUGUCCGAGCAGAAAAAGAAAUUGUUUGGCGCCUUUACACAUAUGGGCAAGAUCAUGGAGUGCGGAGCAGCUUGCGCGCGACCCAAGAGCCAGGGGGUGACGGGAAUUGUGUACGAAGAUGCAAGUUUCGAUCUGAUUCCUCACGACCCUGCUUCACGAUGUACGCCAUUGUCUGUUUCGGCCCAUACGCUGUACGAAAAGACGAGGCCCGAUAUCCUGAGCGGCCCAGGAGGGUGGCUUGAUUUGACAGGGACAACGUACGAGCAGAUGGCAGAUAAUCGGUCAGUGAGAUGUAGAGGUGCAAGCUUCACUUUUUCAAGAGACGCGGGAAAGAAUUAUCAAAUCAAGCUCGAAGGCGCGAAAGUGCAAGGAUACCGAGCACAGUAUAUGGGAAGCUAUCAUGACCCCAUUCUCCUUGAUCAGAUUGAUCUCGUCUUGGACCGCAUAAAGAUGUACGUCAACUUCCAGCACCACGAGACUCGUGACACGUGGGAAAUAGACUGGCACGUCUACGGACGAAACACAAUUGAGAAGACCACUGGAAAACCAGGCGAGAUUUUCUUGAUAGGUGAGGCAAUCGCGCCAACACAAGAGCUAGCAAACAGUCUUGUCGCAACAGCAAGAGUGGCCAGUGUACACAUCCCAUACCCUGGCAUGAAGGCCACGGCCGGGGCUUUUGCAUACGGAUUAGGUGGCAAGAUGGAGAUCCCCCUCGGUCCGUGUGCUGAAUUUUGCAUCUACCAUCUCGUAGAUCUAGAAGAGGGCGAAGAGAGGCUGGCGCUUGAAUCUUCUCCUGAAACGGCCAAUGGUCUUUACCGGCAGGAAACAUACACCAUUGGUAGAGGUGCGCCCCCAACACCUCCACUGCCAAAUGAACAAACCUCAUCGGAAUCAAGCCCGGUGGUGAAACCAGGGAAGAUAUUUUCGAUCCCCCACGAUGACCAGCCUGAUCCGUCUACACUACCCGUACCGCGAACGUUGGGCGCCCUCGCCAGCGUGGUGCGGUCCAAGAACUCCGGCCCCUUCGAACUGACCUUCGACAUCAUGUUCCAGACGGACCGCGAGUACUACAUGGUCAAAGAAGCUGGAUUCCUGACAAAAGCAAAUAUUGCGCAAUUGUACGAGCUCGAGGAGAAGGAAGUCGUGUGGAGUGGCUUCUUUGACCAGGCUCUCGCGUGGAAGGCUACUAUCCCCAGACGUGUCCGCGGCCGGAAUCAGCCGAAUGGGGGGUUCAUGGAGAGCGAUGUCCACGGAAGUCAGAAGUAUAUGCCGUUGUUUGAUAUGGCGUUGCCGGAGAGCUUGGUCGCGCAGCUGGAGGCGCUGAGAUAG
Periconia digitata is the source of this 2612-nucleotide messenger RNA. The record is from the annotation of a GenBank genome assembly. NCBI's taxonomy places the organism in Eukaryota, Fungi, Ascomycota, Dothideomycetes, Pleosporales, Periconiaceae.